This is a messenger RNA of Antechinus flavipes (yellow-footed antechinus), 6030 nucleotides long. RefSeq names its product zinc finger protein 501-like. Gene Ontology annotation, molecular function: DNA-binding transcription activator activity, RNA polymerase II-specific; RNA polymerase II cis-regulatory region sequence-specific DNA binding. The record is from RefSeq and is a predicted model, not a curated record. Lineage: Eukaryota; Metazoa; Chordata; Mammalia; Dasyuromorphia; Dasyuridae. The transcript has 2 exons. The coding region runs from base 3665 to 5218 and encodes 517 amino acids. Gene Ontology annotation, cellular component: nucleus. Gene Ontology annotation, biological process: regulation of transcription by RNA polymerase II; central nervous system development.
GCCUGAUAUGAUAUGUCAGCUGGAACGAGGGGAAGAGCCAUGGGUCCUGGACGCACAAGGAGAUGAAGAGAAAAAGGUCUUAAAAGGUGAUUGCUUAGAAUAUCCCUUGUGAAACGCCUGCUGGUGUCCUUCCUCUAUGUUGAUACAAGACACAGUCAAUAUAUGAACCAGCCAUUCUCAGACAGACUUGAUGAAUAUGAUAAAAUAGGCAUGAGCAUCAUGAAUUGCUGACACCUUCUCUGUUACAUUUUUUUGAUGAUGAUAUUGCUCAAGGUUUUUUCAUUCUUCCCUUUGAAGUAUCUUGAAAAUUGAUUCCAUGAUUGCUUUCAGAAUGUAGGGUAUCUACUGAAGAUUUUUUUUGUAUGUACUCUUAUCAAAAAAUUACAUUCUGUUUGUAUGCCCUAAGCAACAUUGAACUCACUAUCUCCCUAGGCAACCCAUUCUAUUUUCAAACAACCAUUGUUAACAAACAAAAAUUGUUAAUUUUUCCUUCUAUUAAACUGAAAUUUAUCCCUUUAUAGCUCCAUUGUUCAGUCAGGAAGCACACAUAAUAAAUCUAAUCUUAUCUUACAUAAGAAAAUGCACGUACAUAAUUUGAAAACAAUUAUCUUGGCCCUGAAGUUUCCUCUUCUCCAGAAGAAACAUCUGUCUUUAAUUCAUUUCAACAAAUAUUUGAACUGUGCAGAGCAGUAUACUAGUACGGGGAUUAAAAGACAAAACCCCUCAAAGACAAUUUAUAAUCUUCUUGGGAGUGAUUUGAGGAGCAGCAGUGCACUAACUAAAAACUUGGAGAAUAAAGGAAAACUUCACAGGGGAAUUAGUAUCAGAGCUGAACUUUAAAGGAAGACAAGGAUUCAAAAAGCUGCUUUGAGGACAGCAUACAGUCAAGGCAUAGGUAGAAUUAGACACCUUAUGUAAAUGCCCAAAGACAAGGCAAAAUGUUGAGUUCAGGGAACUGUUAGCAAUUCAGUAUGGAUCACAGAGGGCUUGAAAGGAUGUAAUAUUAAACUAGGAAUGAGAGGUAGGUUAGAGGCUGGUUGUAGAAGGCCUUUAAAAGCCAGGCUUGUGAAUUGUCAUUUUCUUUGUAGAGGCAUCAGAGAAGCAGUGCAGAUUUUGUAGUAGAGGAGAAAUAGGGUCAGACCUUAACCAUAGAUGAUUUUCAGCUCUCUUGGCAUCCUUCAAGGCUCAGCUCAAAUGCCCCUCCUUCAGGGCCUUUUCCUAUUCCUGCAUCCUUCCAAGCUGUUCUACAUGUAUCUUAUAUGUACAUAAUUAUUACCUGUUUCCUCCUCCAUUAGAAAGUAAGCUCCUUGGAAGUAACAACAGUGUUUUUGCCUUUCUUUAUAUCCCCAACACUUAUUACUAUAGCUCCUGGCACAUGAUAAGAAUUUAAUAAUCCAUAUAGACUGACUAAAAAACAUGUGGAUUAUAGAUAGGGGACAAGGGGAACAGGACAAAAGACCAGUUGGGAAGUAUUUAAAGUUUUAGGGUUAACAUAACAGAAAUCUGGGUUCAAAUCCCAUCCUCUGCCCCCAGAGUAUGAGUAGCAAAUUACCUCAGUUUUCAGAAUCUCCUAUGAAAAUUAAGGAUGAUAAUAUUCAUAGUAUCUUCCUCAUUGAGUUGUUAAUAGAAUAAAAUUAGAAAAUGUACCAAAUCUCUUUGAAGUGAUCUUUUGAUCUGUGAACUAAAGUGGACUAAAUCUUUUGAGUGAUAGGUAAAGGAUAAGUGUGCAGUUCAGCUAAUAAACAUGCAAAAGGUAAUGUGAGUCUACAUUAUGAUGAUGACCAUGUGAGUGCAAAGAAAAGGAAAGGUGAGAGAGAUACUGUGGAGGUAGUUUUAAUAGAAUUUUUACCCUGAUAGAAUAUGAAAAGGAUCAAAGAAAGGGAAGAAUCAAGGAUGAUGCUGAAACCAUAAAUCUGGAGACUAGGAAUUAGAUGGUAGUUCCCUCAGCAGAAAGAAAUUUGGAAGAAAGGCAAGUUUAGGGGAGAAGAUAAUGAGCUCAAUUCUGGACAUAUUGAAUUUGAGUUGCUAUUGAUUUAUUCAGGUGAAGAUGUUCAGCAGGCAAUUGAUGUAGGCCUAGAUUAGUGAAACUGUAUGUACGGAGUUGAAGUAUCUGCACAUAAAUAAUUGAACCUAUAGGAUGAAUGUAAUGGGAGGGAGUAAUGAAAGGGAGAGGGAGAGAGGGAGGGAGGGAGGGAAAGAGGACAAAGAGAGAGAAAGAAGGAGGGGGAGGGAGAAUGAAAAUUAAUCCUUGGGUAUUCAUUUUAAAGAAUAGAGAUAUCUGUCUUUUAAAAAGACUGUCAUGCAGCAGAGAAAAGCAAAUGAGAUUAAAUAACAUCAGUCUAUGAUGGGACCCAGUCAGCAUGAUUUCAUAACAUCAUUCAGUAAUAUUGAACAGCUAGGGAGUAAAAACAGAAAAAGCUGUUGAUGGAAGUGGCUCAGAAUAGAGAAUUAGCACAACAUGAAGGGCAAGACAAGAAUAUUAAAGUUAGAUGAGAAUACAUAGUGUAACUAAUUAACGUAUUGGAUUAAGAUUGAGGAGGCCAAAACAGGGUGAUGGACUUGUAGAACAGGAAAUGCUAGAGGGACUAAAUCACAAUGAAAACAAAGAACAGGUUUUAGAAGAGGGAGACAGGAAGAAAUGGAAUGAUAAAGAUUAUGAUAAAGAAAAGAGAGUUUCAGAGUUCAGAGUUAUGGAAGUGAUACAAUUUGAGGAGAUUCUGAAGUCUAAGGUGUGAAUGUCCCCAUAGGUAGCUUAGGUAGGAUGAAAGAGAAAUCAUGAAAAAUAAAAUAACUGAUGAACUGAGAGACCAUGAAUUCACUGCAUAUGUAGAUCAGUUGAAAUAACAAGGAAUAUUUAGCCUAGAGAAGAUGAUUCAAGGGAGUCAUAAUGGCUGUCUUCCAGUAUUUGAAAUCCUUUUAUAUAAAGAGAGAUUAGACUUAUUCUAUUUGACCUUGAAAAAAAGAAGGAGGAGCAAUGGGUAGAAAUUGCAAAGAAGCAUAUUUAAAUUUGAUGUCAUUUCUUCUGCCUUCUCUUCAUGGCCUCCUGAGCUCUACUUGGUCUAAAUCAAUAUGUUCUAUUAUCAGGCAGAUUUCUGUUUUGUUCCUGUGAAUAGGAAGUUGGGUGAUGAAUAGAAGCCCAGAGGAAAGGGGACUUGAAGGGAGGGAAAAUUCCACAGUCAUAUUCAGCCUUUCCAACUAUGAAAACUCAGUUCUUCAAUUGCCUUUCAGACUUUCCCAAGUGAAUUACUCUAACAUAGAUAUACAUAUUAUCACAUGGUCUUGAUUAUAGUUCUAGAUCUGUCCCUGUCUGAAAUUUGUUUUUUCUAUCCUCCCUUAGUCUCAUGUCUCUAAUAAAUCUUCAGUUCAAUUCAAUUAAUGACAUUUAUUAAAUAUUAGAUAGAUGUGUUUAUAUUAAGAUAACAGUGAUGAGAGUAUCUUGUUCACAAAGUAUCUACGAUAGAUCAUCCAAUGGAUAUACCUCUCCAUUCUGUGAGGCUAGUAUUGAGAUUUGUCAACAACAUGUCUCUCUAGAAGAUUUUUAUGUAAUCAUCUUAUUUAUUCCCCACAAAAUGUCCUUAAUAUUUAAUUUUUUUUCACAGUUUCAGAUUGUGAAACCCAGACCGAGAGUGAGGAGUUGUCUCCAAAGCAAGAAAUUUCUGAUGAGAUGAAGUGCCAGAAUCUGAUAUUGCACAGACUUAGAGGGCUUGUGCCUCAGGGACCCGUAUUUGGAGAAGCUGUUGAAAAUGAGGACAAGUUAAAGGAAAUGUGGGGAUCUCCUGCAGGGAGGAGCCUGAGGACAUUCCUUUCCCAGAAUAAAGGCUUCAAACCAAUGCCAGUAAUCCAUGAAAAAUCCCUCAUAUUGGAAAGAGGUCAGGAAUAUAAUGAAUAUGGGGAAAAUCUCAGUUUAAAUAUGAGCCCUGUAAGAUAUCAAAGAGUUUCUUCACAAGGGAAACCCCAGCAAUUUGAUGAAAUGGACCAAAUAUUUGAACAAAAUUUAGAUCUAAUUACAUAUCAGAAAGAACAAACAGAAGAAAAGCCCUGUAAAGCUAAAGUAUAUUGGAAAGCAUUUACUCAGAAUUCAAACCUCAUUGAACUUCAGAGAAUUCAUACCAGAGAGGAAUCCAAUGAGUGUCAUGCCAGUGAAGAAACUUUCAACCAGACAUCAGUCCUCAUCAAGAAGGAAAAAUUGUUCAAUGGAGAAAAAUCCUGUGAAUUUAAUGAAUGUGCAAAUAAUUUUAACACACAGAUAUCUCUUAUGCAAAACCAUAAGAUCCCCACUUUAGAGAAACCUUAUCAGUGUACAGAAUGUGGGAAAUCCUUUAGCUUAAAAGGAAAUCUUAUUCGACAUCAGAGACUUCAUACUGGAGAGAGACCAUUUGAGUGUAAUGAAUGUGGAAGUGCCUUCAGUUUGAAGGGAAAUCUUAUUCGUCAUCAGAGACUUCACACAGGUGAGAAACCAUUUGAAUGUACUGAAUGUGGGAAAGCCUUUACUCGGAGCACUGCUUUUAUUCUUCAUCAAAGACUUCACACUGGUGAGAAACCCUAUGAGUGUACUGAAUGUGGGAAGGCUUUCAGCCAGGAAGGUAACCUUAUCCAGCAUAAGCGAUUUCAUACUGGUGAAAAACCCUACCAGUGCAAUGAAUGUGGAAAAGCCUGUAGUGAUCGAACAUCCCUUAUUCAUCAUCAGAGAAUUCACACUGGAGAGAAACCUUAUUUGUGUAAUGAAUGUGGAAAAUGCUUCAGCCAGAGUUCCAUCCUAAUUAAGCAUCAGAAAAUUCACACAGGGGAAAAGCCCUAUGAGUGUAAUGAAUGUGGAAAGGCCUUUAUUCUAAAAUCUUGCCUUUUUAGACACCAGAGAAUUCAUACUGGAGAGAAACCAUAUCAGUGUAAUGAAUGUGGAAAAGCCUGUAGUGACCGAACAUCACUUAUUCAUCAUCAGAGAAUUCACACUGGAGAAAAACCUUAUGUGUGUAAUGAAUGUGGGAAAGCUUUCAGCCAGAGUUCAAGCCUCAUUACACACCAGAGAAUUCACACUGGAGAAAAACCUUAUGAGUGUAAUCAGUGUGGAAAAACCUUUAGUGCAUCUUCAAACCUUAUUCAACAUCAAAGAAUCCACUCUGGAGAAAAACCUUAUGAAUGCAUAAAAUGUGAGAAAACUUUCAUUUUGAAGUCUUACCUCAUUAGACACCAGAGAAUUCACUCUGGAGAUACCUUGUGAAGGAAAACACCUUAAUAGAGAGGCUUCAGUACACAUUUCGUCCAUUUCAAGCUUCAAUAAAUUGGCACUUUGGCAACAAACCACACAUAUGGUUGUAAAAGAACCACAGAACAUUUAUCAUAAUAAUGAUUGUCAUCAAGUCUCUAUCCAGCACUUCAAUCUUAUUCACCAUUAGAAAAAUUACUCUGAAGAGGAAAAACUCUAUGAUAUACUUUUAGUAACAGCAUUUGCUUUACAAAUUAAGCUCUUAUGAGGAAGGUCCUUUUGCUUUUCUAAAAUGUUGUCUAUGUGAUUUAAGUAUGCUGCAAUUGAUAGUAAUAUGGUUUCUGCCAUAGGAACUAAACUUAAAGGGUUCACAUCCUGGUAACCUUGGCUCUUCCAAGAAGGUUUUUUUUACCUUCUCAAACACUAUAACAUUACAUGUAUGAUUGAUGUUUUCUGCCACUGAAUGAUUGUAUGGUGCUGGCAAAUAUAAAUUUGAACUACAGGCUUCACAUUCAUGAAAGUUCUUAAGUUUCAAAGGGUAGCCUUCUUGUCCAAUUCUUACAUUCUUUUCAGCAUGAAUUUCAAUAUUGUUUUAUAUUUUGAAAAACCUUUAUUAACUAAGGUAAAUUACGUAAUUUUAGGGAAACACUAUAUCUAACUGAACCCAGUAUUUAAAAAAAAAAUUUGUUAACCCCUUUUCUAGACUUCAAUUAGAUAGCUUUCCUCCUUAGUUAAUUGUUCUUUGUCUUUUAUCCUUGUAUAUGGCCACAAGGAGAAAGAUGUGACAUUGUUUCAAUAACAUGAAGACAACAGUUUAUUCUGCUAAA